CACUGGUUUGAACGUCUUUUACGGUCAUGGCAACCAAUGACUUGUAUUUGCAUUUACGUGUUUGCUCUUGUCAUGUUGCCAGCAGGGGGCAGCCAAGAAGAAAAGGACUACAGGUCACUUCCCCUCCCCGCUGAGUGAGGCGCCACACCCAUCCGACCAAUCAGAGCGCAGGCCUGUCCUCUUUUUCACAUCCUCUUCAGUUUCCAAGGCAACAGGAUUCCCCGUUUCCUCCUCUCCUCUCUCAUUCUCUCCGCUCGGGUUUCCCGUCUUGAAGGUGCCGCAUCAUCGCUUAGCUUAGAAUUAGCUUAGCAUCGUGGAUGCUAGCACCGCAGUGGGACUGUCCCGACAGCGGAAAGAGGCGCCUCCCUUCCUACCAUCCAUCCAUCUUUCCUCCAUCCAUCCAUCCGCUGCGUCAUCCUCUCAUCUCAACUCUUCAAGGAAACACUGACCGUCCACAUGUGGCUCCGCCCCUAAACCACCUCCUCCGCUGUCAAUCGUCUCAUCCUCGUCUUUGUCACCAUGAGUGUGGUGACCUUGUCACCUUUGACCCCUGAGUCACCGUUCCCCAUGAUCACUGCGGCCACGCCUGCUGAAGACCAGGAAGGGGUGUCCCAACCUGGAAAUGGCAAUGUGGGGACUGACACCUGCCACAGGUCCCGCGAUGAGAAGCCCCCCCCUGUGCAGGCGGGGGCGGACUGGCAGGUCCUGCUUCACCUUCCUCAGAUGGAGGCGUGGCUUCGGGCCAGCGCCGCCAGGGUGACGCAACUGACGCGCUCGGUGGCGCAAGAUGGCCACAACAGACAUGUCGAUACGCACUUGCUGCAACUCAAGGACAUCUGUGAGGACAUCUCUGACCAUGUGGAGCAGAUCCAUGCUCUCCUGGAGACCGAAUUCUCCCUCAAGCUUCUGUCCUACUCCGUCAACAUCAUAGUAGACAUCAGGACAGUGCAGCUUCUGUGGCAUCAGCUAAGGGUUUCGGUUCUGGUCCUGAAGGAGCGUCUCCUUCAAGGUCUGCAGGACCCCAACGGAAACUUCACUAGGCAGACCGACAUUCUGCAGGCCUUCAGCCAAGACCCUGAACAGGAACAACAGCACCAGACUCGUCGGCUUGAUGCCCUGACGGAGGUGGAUGAUUGUGGUCAGCUGACCAUCCGCUGUAGCCAGGACUAUUUCUCGCUGGACUGUGGCAUCACGGCCUAUGAACUGAGCGACUACAGUCCAGGUGACGAGCCGGCAAUCCGGGAAAACCAGGGCCAGGAUGAGGACGCCACCCAGGAGACAGAUGAGAUUCAGAAUGUUGGUUCAGAAAAGAGAGAGGAAUGUGAACUACUAGUGACGUCUAGUGAUUCAUUACGCCACACCCAUCCUACUGCGGGAGACAUCAAUCAGAGCGAGGCUGCAAAGCCUUGUGUGCCAGGUGACAGCCAGAACACAGAGCCGUUGUUUCCGAAGAGAGACGCUCUAAUCUCAGACGAGGUGAAGGACACCAGAGCUGUCUCUCAGCUAAAAGUCCAAACCGAACUCAGCCACAGUACCAUUGCCACUCUCGUGGAUCCCAUCAUGGAUCCUCUCAUGGAUCCUCUGGAUCGUUCCAAGUUCUGGUUAGAGUUGGACUCUGUUUCACAAGAUGUCCACAACCUGAAGAGAGUUCACGUGAAGACAGACGGGAAAUCUUUUGGAGCCUCCUCGCCUCCACAGCAAAAGGCCUUCCAGAGAAAUCGAGUACAUCCCGGCGCUCACGGCAACGGUGACUCAGACUCCUCUGCACCAUCACCAACCAGAGAGCACAUCAUGUACUCGGACCUGGAGGCCAGUGGGGAGGAGUCAGACCCCAGACCAUCUCCUGGCAAGAUGCCAUCCAGGCUAGGAAAGCAGAGAGGACACAAUCAGGCUUUUCGGGGCUCUUCAGAGACCAGUCCAGAUCGGGAACACUGGUAUGGCUCCGAGGAGUUCCUGGCACUCCCUGCUCAGAUCCACAAGAGCGAGAUUCUGGCCAUCAACUUGGAGAGUCUGGCCCGAGCACUGAAACCUGGUGGAGAAUAUAUUACCCAUGAUGCCUUGCAGGAUGUGGAUGACUGGGAUUUAACUGAACUCAACCAGGAGAACUGGGAUUCUCCUGAAAGCGGGGACGACGUACUCUUUCCACCACUGGUUCCAAUCAGGCGAAACCCCCUCAUUCGCAGUAGCCCCGUCUCCUCCAGUGACAUUGCUCCCUCAUUGGAUGAAAGUAUCGAGUCGGGCCGGCUGAGCGAGCUGCUGUCUGAAGAUGAGGAAGGCCGGCUGCUUGGGCCUGUGGCGCUCCCGGAGGAUGAACGGGGUAGUGCGACUCUGGUGCGACAGCUUAUCGACGACAUCAGCCGAGACAAAGACCCGGACGUGUGGAACAAAAUGGAGAAGUUUGUGCAGCAGUUGGACGGAUUCAUCAACUGGAUGACGGCGGCCCUAGCGAGCACGCGUGACUGGACGCCGCCUGCGGCCCACUUGGACGCGCUCAAGCGCUACCUGGACACACACCUGACAUUCAAACUUAAUGUGGACAGCCACUGCGCUCUGAAAGAGAGCAUCAUGGAGGACGGUACAGCUCUACUCGCAACCAUACCCGCCCAACAAUCAGGGCUUCGCGACAUACUGGAAAUGGUGUCCAACCAAUGGGAGCAGCUUCAUCUUCAGAUUCGACGCCAACACGCUUGGAUGCUCCACGCCCUGCGACUCAUCCGAACACGCCUCCUGCUGCACGCAGGCCAAUCGCAGCAGCCCGGGGAGACGUCUCCGCCCGACCGCCUCCAGGCAGAACUGCUGUCUGGCCGACGUGACGCCCAGCGAGUUGCUCUCCAACAGAUGGCUGCUAAGCUUAGCAGCCUGCAGUACACCUCAAACGCCAACAAGGGACACAACAUGCACCUGGGACGCAGCAACAGCUUGCAGGAAUUGGAGUGCGCGUAUGACGAGCUCUGGGAUUGGCUGACAGACGUGGACGCCAUGGUAACUGAUAGCCACCAGCUAAUGAUGUCGGAUGAACAGCUGGAACACCUCUUCAAGAGCAGCCACAGCGAGCUUCUGGCGAUGGAAGAAAAGAAAACAAGUUUGCUUGGCCGAGUUGAGUCGCUCAGGAGGAACUCUGAACAACUACCGCCAAACUUUAACCACAAAAUACAACAACUCACACACAAAUGGAAGCAGCUGGAGAAAGUUCUCUCUGGACUGUCGGUCGGCGGGACGCAGAGUUGCCGUCCCCCUGAAACGAAGGCAGAGUUACUGCCGGCGGUGGCGCACGCGGAUGUCCUGGAGCGUCUACAGACCAGCGUGCAGGAGUUGAAGGCGUGGCUGCGGCAUACCGAACUUCUCAUCUUUAACUCAUGUCUGCGACGGCCGCAGGGACAUGCGAGACAACAGCUGCAAAGCUUUGAGUGUUUGUGUUCGGACGUGCGAGCUCGCCGCCGAGGGGUCUCGUGGGUUCUGAAAGUUUGCCAGCAGCUGCUCCAGUCGGGCCCCGAGGCGGAGCAACACCGCGAGGCUCUGCAGCUGCUGUCCAUCAACCUGGAGCGGCGCUGGGAGGCCGUCGUCAUGCAGACGCUCCACUGGCAGAACAGACUCAAGAAGGAGCUGGGAGAGCAACAGGUCCCAGGGAACUUUCUGGAAGCAAGCCUGGUAGACCUCCACCAGGCGAGCCCUGUCCAAGCUCCCCCAGGGACCUCGCUUCCAGACGACUCGUGGGAAUGGGACGAAACAGACAUGACCAUUACUGAAGCUCCAGAAGCACCAGAACCAGACCUAACGCACAAUCUUCCCUGCUCUGAGACCAGCACCCAGAGGAGUCUUCAUCCUCACAUAACUUCUGAAGUGGUUCCGCCUAUCUACCAGAUAUACAGCGUCCACACAGUUGAGUUUGACAGUACUCCAGAGGUUCCCUGCAAUUUCUCCAAGGCAACCAAGAGGAAGCAGCACAUUUUUCAGAAGAGUCUGAGUAAGGACUCCACGUUUUCCUCAAUGGAGUCCCUUCCAGACCUCUUGGGUGGGCUGAUGCCAAGUGAGCGUCGGGGGGAGAGGAAGCUUCAGAGGGAAGAUGGAAGGGACAGCGGCCAGUCAUCCAGCGGCCGUCGCUCAGAGAGUGAAAGCGGAAUUGUUAGUGAUGCCGGAGACGCUGAAAUGACACUCUGCCGUGGAAUCGUCGGAGAUGAAGAGGAAGUGGAAAUGGCCACUCUGAUGCUGCGCACACAGAACCAAAGAGCGGAUGAAAUCCAAAGAAUCCAAAGACCCACAGAAGAGGAAAAACUGUUGACUCUUGGAAAGUGUCAAAGUGAGGAGCUCGAGAACCUAACCAAGGAUCAGGAUGACUCGGACCAAAGCACAUCCAAGUUUCUUCCGGGUCGGUGUUUGGAUAAAAUCCCCGGGCUUCGCCUCGCAAACGCCACUCCUAUCUUAUCUCCGGGGUCUUCUUUAGAGUCCAUCCUGUCUCUGGGCUUUGAACUGUUUCCCUCCAAAGAGCACCUUCAUCGCAGCGCCUCCCUUGAAAGUGGCCUGGCCGUGUGUCACAGCCUGGAUGGCGACACCAGCGCCAGCCUAGUCAGCCUGACUGAACUGGACCUGUGCCAGACCAGAGACGGGGACCACAAUGAUCCAGACGACCAAAGAGCUCAAGGAGAGCUGUCAUCUGGGGAGCUGAGCAGAAGAACUCUGGAUCUUUUAAAGCGUCUGGAGAACAUUCAGAGUCCUCUGGCCACCAAAAUGACUCGGAGUGUGUCGGACAUGACGCUGCGGAGCAGAUCUCCUCUUCACCGUCGAUUGAUGGCCUCUCCUGUGCUGGGGGGCCGACGCUCACGGGGUUCUAACAAAGCUUUGCCAUCGCUCCUCAAUGAAAGCUCGACGUCGCUCACUGAGCUUAGUAGUGCCGAAGAGUCUUCCGUGGGUUCCGAAGACCUCACCAUGCUCCCGAAUCACCAGAACCUCCUUCUGGACCAGGCCUUGGCAGGGAGCGGCAAUCAAUCAUCCUACAGGAGGUGCUGCAAGAGGAGUGCUCACCGAGAGGAGGCAGAUAACGUCAGCUUGAGCAUGGUGGUCAAUGUUUCUUGCACUUCCGCCUGCACGGAUGAUGAGGAUGACAGCGACCUCCUGUCAUCGUCCACCCUCACCCUCACCGAAGAGGAGAUAGGAGUCCAGGAGGAAGAAGAAGAGAGGCUGACACUCACAUCAUCCGGGAAUGACGACGAGGAACAGGAUGACGAGGUGGCCAUGGAGGAGUCCUACAUGCUUGGCUUGGACUAUAUGAAGAAGGAGCUCCAUGCUUGGAUGCGACAUCCUCGUGUCACAUCAGCCACCACUUCAAAGACAGAAGCUGGACUUUUGGAUGAACUUCAGUGCGGGACCAACCCAGAACAAGGAAACCACCUGAAUUCUUCCAAACUUGACCAGGAACUUCAUCAAGAGGAGGAGAACCAAACGAACACUGCGAGGAGGUUCAUUAGCCAGUUUUUGGACGAUGUGGAGAACGGUAAUGUGGAGCAGUGUAGCUUGAAAGACAAAAAUGAGGACGACGAUCUCCUGCGGGAUGAGUCCAGCGUGUUCACCAAGAGAGGAGACCCUCUCAACAUCAGAGUAGAAGAUGCUCUCACCAAUAGAGGAGAUCUUCUCGGCGAAUCCUUCACAUUCUCCAAAAUUGAGGAGGAUGUAAAUCCAUGUAAUCAGUUUCAUUCGUCACCAUCUUGUGAGUUUCUGCCGCCCACUCAUGGAUCCUCCUUAGUGGGUCAACUGAAGGGCGAGUUACCCUGUCAGAGCGCCUCCUCACCACCAAAGGAAGGACCACGGUCCCUUGACAGAAAGGCCAUCACCAUCCAGGAGAAGUUCAAGUUCUCUUCGCUGGUGACAGAGGAGAGCAGGAGCGAACUCCGGGACAAACAUUCCUGCCAACUGACCAAAAAGUGGAAAGGUUCUCACAGUUCCUCGUGCUGCCAGCACCAGCUUUCCUUGCCCACUUCACCCUCCUCAGACCAGGCAAAGGACGCUGUGCACGACUUUGUUAUGGAGAUCCUCGACUUGACUUCAGAGGCCCGAAAGAGCAAAGAGAUUCCAAGACAAGAGUUGACGCAGAGAGAAUCUGACGCUGAGCUACGGCCCGCUUCAUUCAAGCACAUUAGAGACAAGGUGGUGCAACAUUCACAUCAGCCCUUGCAUCUGCGUAAAGGCGACUUCUACGCUUACUUGUCGCUCUCAUCUCACGACAGUGACUGCGGCGAAGUCACUCAGUACGCAGAGGACAAGAGCGUUACACCUGUGCCGUACCUCAUAAGCACCUAUGCCACCUCCCCCACGCCAGGCCCGAGCCCCGACAUGACCACUGAAGCCAAAACACAGCGUCUAGACUUGGAGUCACGUGAUCAUCCCACCGCCAGCCCUGGCCCCUCACUGCCUCCCAGCCCGGACAUCCGGGAUGAGGAGACACUCUUCCCUGCCUGCACAGAGGAAGUGUACUUGGGCCCACCGCUCUGCUACAGCAUGCCGCCCACCAAUAAAGCACCAAAGAUAUUUCAACUGGAUGGCCCACAACCAUUCUUGGAGAAUGAGACUCAACUCAGAGACUCUGAGGAGGGUGGGAGUAUCAUCUCCGCUCUUCCGGGACCUACUUACCACGGCUCAACCCUCGACAACAACAUGCCAACCUAUGGAAAGACAUCAAAGAUCUACAAAGUAGAGGACCGACAACCAUUGACAGACUCCUACGAGGAGAAGAAGAUACCUGAGGAUGUCCAUAGCAUUGUCCUGGCUGUUCAGCAGCCUUCCACCGUGGUCUCUCAAAGCUCUCCCCUCUACUUCACCAUGCCACCAGCCCAGGAGACAUCAAAAAUCUCUAAACUUCAGGGACCACAACCUUUGAAAGAGGAGAAGACACCGGGUGAUCUUCAGAGUGUGAACUCGACUGAACCAGAGCCUCCUUAUAGCUCUUUCUCCGUCAAUAAUGAGGUCCAACAGGCCUUGCCAGUCGAGAAACAAGACACUCCAAGACACUGCCUCACAGACCCUGAAGGGGUCAAAGGCAUCACCCCUGUUGUCCAGGAGCCGCCAUAUAGCUCUUUUUCCAUCAACAGCAAGGCUUCAGGUGAAGCAAGGUGGAGGGAGGCCUCGCAACUUGCAGGCUGCGACGUGUCAGGCCGGCAAGAGGAGGCGCGUAGUAAUGAGGCUCCUUCUUAUCUUAAUCCCCGGGCGCGUGUCGCCCUGAUAGACUCCUCGCCGGCCCAAUGUUUGGCAGAUACUAAAACGCUUCAAUCCAAUAUUGGCGCCGUAAUGACCAAGAUAAGUGUCGGCGGCGGCGCGACAAAUCCCUCAAAAGAGCCGCCCGCCUCCGCCGCCGCCACGCGUAUUAAUCCCAAAAUUAACUGCAGGCCGAUCAAAGAGGCUGAUAGGGCGGCGGCGGGGAGGCGAGGUGAGGCCGCAGCCCGCGGCGGCAAGCAGCCGGAAGCCAGGACGGCAGGGCGGAGGCAUCAGGAAGCCAAGACGACAACUACAACUGUCACGGCGGGGAAGAAAAAAAAGCAGGUCAAUGCUGUCAAUCAAUCCACCAAGGCCCCACAGGGGCGGGGCCAUGUCUUGGUUCGGCCAAUCAGAACAGGACCUUCAGGGGGCGGAACCAUCCAGGUCCAUCUGUGAGGACUCGUCACACCUAAUGCUCCACAACUUGAAGAAGUUCACGCAGUAACACCACCAAACAUUUUAGAACGAGGACAACUGACAUGUGACUGCUAAAACGGAAUCUGAGGAUGGAGGACAAAAAUUGUGAAGAAAGUAGAAGUUACGAAGAAUAAAGGACAAUGAAAAAGAGAACAUUCAAGAUGGAACGUCACGACCAACAAACACGCGCACACAAAUGCACCCCAACACAAUUAUAUACACACACACUCACAUACAAAAUACAGAGUCCAUAUACAAGAUCAUGUGACCAAAUGAUAGUGUCUUUUUGAAGAUGACCCUGAAAGUGAAACGUAAAAAUGGACAGAAGCGUGAUGUUUUAUCUAUGCAACGCUGGCAUAGCAGCCAUGUUGCGUGUACGGUGGCGGCCAUGUUGCGUGGGUUGUGCUUUGGUGUUUUGCUGUUUUGCUUGGAUGAAGAUCAACUACGGUUUGAAUCUAUUUGUGCCUUGCUUAAGAUGACAUCUUCCUUUUUAGCCACCAAAUGGAUGAGGGUGAGGAUGAUGAUGAUGAUGAUGAUGAUCAAUUAUGUACAUUUGUAAAGGUGGAAUGCUACUUGUGUGUACUUUCGUGUACGUUGCUUUGCGUGUCCUGAUUGCAUGUUUCCCGCAUCAUAAAAUUUGCGCAAGAUAAUAAAUAAACGUCAUCAUCGGAGAAUUGUUUCAUUCUUUUUUGUUUUUUACUUGGAUUUGAUGUGUUACAGGAAGUCAAAAGAUAAAAGAUGUCAAUUUGCUAAAACAACUACAAAAAACAGGAAGUAGUCUUCUUGUUUGCUGUUUCAAGCUGAUGUUAUUAGGAUGUCUUGUAGCAUUUCAUCCAGGGAGUGGCAUGCUUGGCUAUGCGAAUAAUUAAUAAAAAUGUGAAUUUUUAUCACUUG
Molecule: messenger RNA, 8553 nt
Organism: Corythoichthys intestinalis (scribbled pipefish)
Lineage: Eukaryota; Metazoa; Chordata; Actinopteri; Syngnathiformes; Syngnathidae
Gene: akap6
Product: A kinase (PRKA) anchor protein 6
Exons: 22
Coding region: 520-7638 (2372 amino acids)
Molecular function (GO): protein binding
Source: RefSeq, a predicted model, not a curated record